Molecule: messenger RNA, 1587 nt
Organism: Orbicella faveolata
Lineage: Eukaryota; Metazoa; Cnidaria; Anthozoa; Scleractinia; Merulinidae
Product: Fanconi anemia core complex-associated protein 24-like
Biological process (GO): interstrand cross-link repair
Cellular component (GO): Fanconi anaemia nuclear complex
Molecular function (GO): chromatin binding
Source: RefSeq, a predicted model, not a curated record
UGCUAGUAACUCAGAAACAUUCAUUUUGAUGAGGGAAAAACACGGAUUUUUCACCAAAAGUGUUGACAACGCGAGAGAAACUUCCAAACGAGCAUUUCGAAUUUCAUGCGCAAUCGUAGCUUGCGCCUCCUUCUUUGGUUUGCACCGCUGAUCCCAAAUCACGCACUCAGUCCAAACAAAAUGGCGUCGCGUUCUUCUCAAGUCACAACUCAACCAAGGCUCCAUGGCGCCUGCAUUCUCCCCGGACAUAUACUUGUCAACGAAAGAUUCCAUGGUAGUGAGAUCGUCAAAACGCUCCAAGAAAGCCAUGUUACUGUUCAAAUUGAUGACUGCAUGGGAAUAAUAGACUUCAACCCAUCAUCAGAUGUUGGAGUAUUGUAUCUCACUGAAGCAGAUCUAGUGGGUGGAUACAAUUACAAAGGGAAGCUGCUCAAAUUUGCCAAGGCAACAUUUAGAAGAGUUAUAUUGGCUGAAAAGACAUCCCUUAGUUCCCAAUACUUCUAUGAUUUGCAGAAGUUUGUUGUAAUUGAGAGGGGACUGGUACUUCUUCCGGUAGCAUCACCUGUGGAAGCUGGCAAAAUCUUAGCUCAAAUGGUCUUGUUGGAGAGCAAGCCCCAAAGUAACCCUUACCGCAUCAAAAUGAAACCACAACCUACAGACCAAGCUGUUCUCACAACUCUACAGACUGUGCCAGGAUUAGGACAGAAAAAAGCAAUGGCUCUGUUAUCCAAGUUUAAUAGUAUUGAACAAAUCAGUAAGGCUUCAGUUGCUUCUCUGGCUACUGUGGUGGGAAAUGCCAAUGCACAGCAACUAAAGGACUUCUUUCAACUUCAGCUACAUGGAAACAACAGAAGAAGUAGUGUAGGAGUGUGAAUCUGGAAGGGUAGUGAAGAUGUAUAGAUUAAAUUAUAAAACAACAAAUUGCCAUUUCUGUUCUUCUUUAUUAAGCAGUAUUAAAAACUAAUCAAAUAAUGCAACAUUUAAGACAUGGGCUAAACUGGAUAUGCAAAAAGUGGAGCACUUUGAUUACUUCUGAAUGGUGGAUAACCCUGAUUAACUCUUUGUUCCUCUUCAGGUUUGCAACCUGAUUGUAAUUUAAACUCUAUGCAAAAAUUAUAUAGUAAAAAGGUCAAUUCAUUCAGAGGUGAUCUAUUCACUCCUGUACCCUACAUGGGUACAUUGGUUCAUGCAGUGAAAUUUAGAUUACAAAAUACACGGCGCAAUAAAGACUAGACUACAAGUAGUACCUCUUUCCCUUGGUUUGUCAUGCAUGACAUGAAAGAAAACUGCGCGAAAAAAUGGCCAUGUGAAAUCCUGGGGGCAAGAAGUGCGUCUCACCCCUAGGAUUUCGCGUGGCCAUUUUUUUCUUGCAGCUUUCUUUCGCAUCACACAUAACAGCCUAAGAGAAAGAGGGACUACUUGUACUCUAAAUAAAGACAUGUUUAUAAUGUUGGCAGACCUCACCAAGGAUGCUGAUGUCUUCUGUAAAAGAAUAUAUAAAUGAUGAAACUGUUUUGGAAACAAUGUCAAGUUUGAAAAAUAUGUAGCUGUACACAGCAACUAAGUGAAAUUAAAGUUUACAAAUGA